UGGUUCAGUCCGCUGGUCACAAGCUGUAGUUAACGUCCUGAUACUAACGCACACACAGACAAGAGUUUAAGUGAAACCGAUCCAAUAUGGGUCACGCCGUUUGUUUAAUUUUAACUUAUUUAAUUACAUUAACAGUGUCACAGUUUGUUCCACCGUAUACAGAAGAAUGUCGGACGGACAUGUAUCCACCAAGUGGACCCACGUUCAGAGAAACUGUCAGCUGGUACACAGUGGACCUGGAUUUACCACCCAGCAGCAGAUGGAAGGAAGUGAUUUCUGACAAAAAAGUUGAUAUUCAGAAUAUGAUUCAAGCCAUCAGAGACCUGGCUAGUGCCUUUGUGCCCAGUGGAAGACUGAUAGAGCUGGUGGACAUCACACUGCCUUUGAUGGCAGACACUCUACCUAAUCCGUUCAGAGAGGAGAUUAAAGGAAUAGCCACAGAGUCAGGAGUUCCACUGGGUGAGAUUGUCUUAUUCAACAUCUUUUAUGAGGUGUUCACAGUUUGCACAUCAGUUGUUGCAGAAGAUACUAAAGGGAAUCUGAUUCAUGGCCGAAAUCUGGAUUUUGGAUUAUUUCUGGGCUGGGAUGCGAAAAACAAGUCCUGGAUCAUCAGUGAGAAGCUGAAGCCCCUGGUGGUCAACCUGGACUUUAGGAGAAACAACCAGACUGUCUUUAAGUCCACUAACUUUGCCGGUUAUGUUGGCAUGCUGACGGGGAUUAAACCUAACACUUUUACCCUGACUAUGAACGAACGGUUCAACUUGGAUGGAGGAUACAUAGGAAUUAUGGAGUGGAUCCUGGGGAAGAGAGAUGGAAUGUGGAUGGGCUUUCUUACACGCUCUGUACUGGAAAAUGCGAACAGCUACAAUGAAGCCAAAACUCGUCUGGCUCAGACCAAGCUGCUGGCUCCAGCCUACUUCAUCCUUGGGGGGAAUCAGACCGGUCAGGGCUGCGUCAUCACCCGCUCCAGGACACUGAGUCUGGAUCUACUAGAAAUUGACUUAAAACUGGGUCGGUGGUAUGUCCUGGAGACAAACUACGACCACUGGGAUGAACCCUUUUUCCUGGACAACCGCAGAACCCCUGCCAUGAAGUGCAUGAACCAGACCACACAGAAAGGCAUCUCUCUGAAGACCAUGUACAAUGUGCUCUCAACCAAACCAGUCUUGAAUAAGUUGACUACAUACACCACACUGAUGCAGGUGUCUGAGGGACGACUGGAGUCCUACAUCCGUGACUGUCCAAAUCCCUGUAUGCCCUGGUGAUCCCGUCAGAUGACCACAUCUCAUCAGUCUUUUGGAGUCGUCUCUUUGGGCACAAUUAAUCCUGAAUAAUCUGAUCACGUGCAAACCAUUGCAUGUUUUAACAUAAGUUGAUUCGGCUUCACCCCUGGAAUCAAACCUCAGUGGCAGUAUGUUUGCAGAAACAUUAUGACGAAUAGUCUGACACUGUGGUGUGUCAGUCUAAGAUGGGGGAAAAGACAGGAGAAAUUGAGGGGAAACAAGUCAAUAUAUGCUGAUUCAGUCAGACGAUUACAGCAGGUUUCGAAAAUCGUCCAGAAUAGAUUAUAGUCAUGUGUCGAAGGAAACAAACCUACUGGUGGUUGAAGGUUGUGUUUGAGCUAAAAGCAUGUGAUCAAUCACAGGACCAAAGUUUAAUGUAAAACUGAAUUGGAAUCAGAUGGGCGUGGGCACAUGUUGGUACGAUUCAAACCAAAGUUUUGGGUUUUGUUUUUUUGUUUUUUUUUUUGCCUAAUAUUAAUAUUUGUUUCACCUCUCUUUGUUUAGAUGGAAACUGAUACAAAAGUGAUUUUUGUUUUAGUUUUCAAACAAAUGUGAAUUGAAUUUAACGUGGACUGCUAAAAUGAAUGCACACAUGUGAAAAUAGUUGUCAUGUUUCUUAACUUUACUACACUUUGUGUCAACUGAUUAUUUACCACUGAUUAAUGUUCUUCAUCACUCACGGCUUUAAUUUUUACAAAAAAAAAAAAACUGAUUUAUAUUUACAAAGGAAUUCAAUAAAAAAAUGUAUUGUAAUGU
Messenger RNA from Cynoglossus semilaevis (tongue sole), 2039 nucleotides. It is a transcript of the gene asah1b, whose product is annotated as N-acylsphingosine amidohydrolase (acid ceramidase) 1b. The transcript has 14 exons. Gene Ontology annotation, cellular component: lysosome. Bases 87 to 1265 code for a protein of 392 amino acids. The record is from RefSeq and is a predicted model, not a curated record. Gene Ontology annotation, molecular function: fatty acid amide hydrolase activity; N-acylsphingosine amidohydrolase activity. Gene Ontology annotation, biological process: fatty acid metabolic process. NCBI's taxonomy places the organism in Eukaryota, Metazoa, Chordata, Actinopteri, Pleuronectiformes, Cynoglossidae.